AUGCCAAAGAACACUCUCGCCAUGGAUGACGCCAAAACGCUCGUCAGGCAGGCCGUGCGCGCAUUCUACAGCUCCGAACAAACCGUCGUAAUUGAUGUCUUAUUGCAUCACGAAAUUCUAUCAAUGACCCAACUACGCUCUUUAUCCAUCACACCUGACCACGUGUCACUGAGAAAGGCCUGCGCUGAGCUGGAGCGGGCAAGACUCAUUUGUACGUGGCAGCUCAACGAAGAUGAGUUAUACGUCUAUCUCGACUACCACCAAGCCCUUUACGCCAUUCAAUACAUUAUCCACGAACUAAGACGCCGAAUUCUCGGUACAGACAAGCGGGAAUCAUCAAUAGAGAUCGUGAGAUACUACACUUGUCCCAAAUGCCUUAGCAGUUGGCCGUUGAUCGAUGUCAUCGACAACGCAGACCGUGAUGGUGGCUUCUUGUGCAAGCGAUGCGUGACACCGAGUCUUUUGCGCGAAGAGCCCCUCACAACCGACCUGCUACCACGCUUCAACCAACAGUUCGCGCCUUUCAUACAGAUACUAGAGCGUCUUGACAGCAGCAAGAUUCCGCGGGUUGUGUUUGAGGAUCUCUAUGCACAAAAUUACGGUGAGGGUGACGGUGCUCUCAAAAGAUAG
This is a messenger RNA of Colletotrichum abscissum, 630 nucleotides long. Its product is annotated as transcription initiation factor IIE subunit alpha. Bases 1 to 630 code for a protein of 209 amino acids. The transcript is spliced from 3 exons. Gene Ontology annotation, cellular component: transcription factor TFIIE complex. Gene Ontology annotation, biological process: transcription open complex formation at RNA polymerase II promoter. The record is from RefSeq and is a predicted model, not a curated record. NCBI's taxonomy places the organism in Eukaryota, Fungi, Ascomycota, Sordariomycetes, Glomerellales, Glomerellaceae.